Scomber japonicus (chub mackerel) is the source of this 1697-nucleotide messenger RNA. It is a transcript of the gene nsun3, whose product is annotated as NOP2/Sun RNA methyltransferase 3. The record is from RefSeq and is a predicted model, not a curated record. The transcript is spliced from 6 exons. NCBI's taxonomy places the organism in Eukaryota, Metazoa, Chordata, Actinopteri, Scombriformes, Scombridae. Gene Ontology annotation, cellular component: mitochondrial large ribosomal subunit. The coding region runs from base 78 to 1475 and encodes 465 amino acids. Gene Ontology annotation, biological process: rRNA methylation. Gene Ontology annotation, molecular function: methyltransferase activity.
ACUAAAUUAUAGGGAUUUAACAUUAUUUGAUUAUACUCUGACAUGUCAGUUAGGUGGUUAAAAAAGGGGGGAGACGAAUGUUCAAUUACAUGUUUUCAGUACAUCCAUUUUGCAGCACAUGGAGGAUAAUUAUCUCCAAAGCUAAAACGAUAACGCCAAGACAUCUGUGGCGGUCAGACAGCUGUCACACUGGUCCCGAUGUUGUUUUACAGCCGAACAAAGCAAAAGGAGCCCCAAAUACUCAGGUAACCAAAACACGCAAAAAGCUAAGAUCUUCAUGUCAACCAGUGCUGGACCAUUUUGACCAGCAGUACAGUCAGGAACUUGGAGACUUGUGGACACCUGCAAGAGCAGUGCUCCUGGACCCUCACUCCUGGCAAUAUGGGGUCAUGCUCAACCGCUUCACUACAGUGACAAACAUCAAACAGACUCUCCAAUCAAAGGGAUUUUCCACAUUGCUGCCUCAAACAGAGGCCUCCACACUGUGUGGUGAUGUCCCCACAGUGUCUAAUUCUAUAUCUCAAGAUGAAAAAUGCCCUGUUUUGCCGCCUCACUGCAUCUCCAAGUGUCCUGAUGACUCCCAUGUUCAGCUUGUCAGCAGCUCUCAUGCACUCACUCUGCCUCAAUCAGAGUCUUCACUCAGACUGCCCUGUUCUUCACUUCAGUGUUACAUACACCCAAAUCCAGUGUGUUUCCCCUCACAGGCUCACAGGCCUGGUCAGCUGAAGCAGUACUAUCUCCUGAAUGCUGCCUCCCUGCUUCCAGUGCUGGCACUGCAAGUCAGAGAUGGAGAGAAGGUUUUGGAUCUUUGUUCUGCCCCUGGGGGCAAAGCUUUAGCCAUAAUGCAGUGUGCUACCCCAGCAUUUCUCUGCUGUAAUGAACCAGAUCCACACAGACGAGACUGGCUGGCUAAAACCCUGGAGUCUUUUCUGCCUCACUCAUUAACUAGCAGAGUGAUUGUGUCUGCACAGGAUGGACGGUGUUUUGGGCAAAGUGAAGAGGGGGCAUAUGACAAGGUCUUAGUCGAUGCUCCUUGUUCUAAUGACAGGAGCUGGUUGUAUUCUUCCAGUGGCCAACAGGGGGAACAGAGACUGAAAGAAAGAGCCCGGCUGCCUUUGCUCCAGGCUCAAUUACUGAGGUCUGCACUGUCAGCCGUGCGUCCAGGGGGCGUCGUGGUUUAUUCAACUUGCACACUGUCCAGCUCUGAGAACUAUGCUGUGGUUGAGUCAGUGCUGAAUGACUGUCCUGAGGCUGAACCUGAAGACCUGUGGGAGGAGAUUGCAGUUCCUUUAUCAAACUGCUUUACAUUUAGUCCAGAUCACCGUGGUCAUGAACAGACACCUCACAAGCCAUCCCUGCAGUCACAGUACGGUGUCAUGUCCAGUUAUCACCACAGACUCGGCAUACUAGUUGUUCCUCAGCCUCGGAGAACCUGGGGACCGAUGUUUUUGUCUCGCAUUAGAAGGAGGAAAUAGUGUUUGUCUUCCUGAGCAGAUGAGAUGUGUGAAAACAAAUAGCUAAACUUUAUGUGUACAACUUUUGUUUUGUUUUUCUAGAAAUAAAAUUAAAAUACCUCACUCAAUUGGAUUUUAAUUCUCAAAACUGCCAGCCUGUGCCAUAUAUAGGACAAGAAAGAAAAUGAAAGCAGAUUAGACAUGCUGUUGCACACAUGUCAAUGUCCACCUACAGUAAAAACU